GUAUCUGUUGAUACAACGUCGCUAUCACAUUCAACUAAAGGACCUGGAAGGAAACCCAUGAAGAAUUACAUUGCUGGCCAGUAGUGUUGAUUGCCAUAAUGUUGUUGCAACUAAGACUGUUUUCUUUGGCAUUAUUACUUUUUGGAAUACUUCAACUAUCUGGUGCAUGCAAUAAUGGGGAUACAGUUUGGCAAGCGUGGUCACCUUGCACAAGAAGUUGUGGAGGAGGAACACAACGCAGACAUGGCGACUCUUGUUUUUGGGGAAUAGAUGAUGACGAGGAUAGGAAUUGCAAUGAAUUUUGUAGACAUGGUCAUCAUUAUUACAACGACAGGUGCCAUUGUCCGUCAUGGAGAACAGGAACAUGUUGUGAAAAUUGCCGACUUAUAUACAUAGCUAACUGUAUUGGAGACAACAAAGAAUGUGGAGGAAACCCUGACAACAUCAGAUGUACGAAAUGUUAUGAUCCUUACUACUCAGGAGGAUAUGGUGCUGGAUGCUUAUUGUGUCCGAGGAUAACAAACUGCAUCAACAAUAAACAUCAUUGUACAAGUCCAUACGAUACGAAAUGUCUGAAAUGUGAAAGUGAUAAUAUAUUUUACAAAAGGACACGUUCGGGAAAGCAAUGUGAACGUAUGUGCUCAUUCGACACCCAUUCUUGUUGGCCUGGCACGUGUCAGGAUGAGCUAACUACAAGUUGUAAAUGUGCUCCAGGAUUCUACCCAGUACAAAAUGGAACCCAUACAAUUUGUCAACUGGAGGAAGACAAUACCCCGUCAAUUCUAAACUGUCAAACUGAAAUUCGUGGGACAAAUGGAGAUGCUACACAAACAGGUGCAGGUCAAUGUCAAGAUCUUCCAGACUUGUAUGGAAACUUUCUACCAACGUUGCUCUCAUUUACAAUGAUGUCAGAAUUUACGAUUAACGUCACAGCUUGGGUACCGAGGCCAAAGUAUAUUCACGAAGAGAAUUUUGGAAUAACUGAUACAUCUGUUUCUACAAAACUAGUGACUAUUCAAGGCAAAAAAGACCCCGAGACUAUCGAUAAGUUUAUUCUCAAAAAGGAUCAAAGAAAUGGUCAAGAAGCAAAGUCGACGGUCGAAAACAAGAACAGUUAUACUUUAUCAGAUACAAGAUACAAUCUAACGAAUGGGCAGAGAUUGUGUAUUGAAUUUGAAGCUUUGGGUGGCGGAUUCCGGGUGACAAAAGAUUUCGAUGCAAAUACUUUGCAAAUUCCAAUACCAUAUAAAAAGACAAAUGCUAAAGAGACAAUUUGCUACACUUUUGAUGAUGUUAAACCGAGACAUUGUCUGGAAGAUAAGGCAUGUCCAUAUACAGAACCUUUAAAUGUAUUUAACCGAAUAACUCGUUCGCCAGAAAUAGAGUUGUUGUUUGAUGGUUGGAAUGAUCCUAUUCCUUUAGGUGGUAACUCUUCACAUGCCUCUGGUAUCGAUUUGCACGAAAUAAAUGUGUAUGAAGUAUCAAAUGGGACAGUUUCUAUGCAAAACGCGGCGUAUUCAAAGAUACUUAAUUCUAGUACUAUAACAAAACAUAUAAAGUUUACGUUACAAUCCAGUAAUCCAAAACUUUAUUGUGUUAUAUUGGGCGUCAAAGAUGUUGCAAAUAAUGUUCAAUAUUCCCGGAGAUUUUUCCUCUUUGAUAACUCGUCUUACAUUUCUGUUGAUGAUGGAAAAUCAUUAAAGGUUACUUCAGCUUCAAGUGAUAUGAAAUUUAAAUGGCAAACCCACCAUAACAAUAUAUGUAUUGAUUGGAAAAACUACUUUUAUAACAAGUUAUAUUUAGAUAACCCAUUUCUAGGUAGAAUCAAUCCAGACUCAAACGGUCAAAUUUAUGGUAUUUAUGAACAAGAGGAUGGCAUUUUACCUGUGAACGGAACUGAAAAUAUAUUUGGAAUAACACAGUUUUAUUUUCAUAUAGUCUUGACAAUGGACCGAUUUCUUCUGAAAAGCUAG
Molecule: messenger RNA, 1973 nt
Organism: Ruditapes philippinarum (Manila clam)
Lineage: Eukaryota; Metazoa; Mollusca; Bivalvia; Venerida; Veneridae
Exons: 8
Coding region: 99-1973 (624 amino acids)
Source: RefSeq, a predicted model, not a curated record